Budorcas taxicolor (takin) is the source of this 1551-nucleotide messenger RNA. Its product is annotated as cerebral cavernous malformations 2 protein-like. The record is from RefSeq and is a predicted model, not a curated record. Gene Ontology annotation, biological process: vasculogenesis; heart development. NCBI's taxonomy places the organism in Eukaryota, Metazoa, Chordata, Mammalia, Artiodactyla, Bovidae.
AUGCGUCAACCGCCACUAGACCUUGAGCUUCAGAAGGGCGUGGACGGCCCCUGGCGGCCAAGGGCGGAGACUGCGGCCGAGCGAGUGGCGCAGGACCGUUGGUGGCCGCGGGGCCAGGGCGAGCAUGUAGCAGCAGCGGGCGGCGCGGCGCUCCCGGGAUGGGCCAGGCCGCGGGGGGCCGCUCGCGGAGACAUUGAGGAAGAGGGCAAGAAGGGCAAGAAGCCUGGAAUUGUGUCGCCGUUUAAACGAGUAUUCCUAAAAGGUGAAAAGAGUAGAGAUAAGAAAGCCCGUGAGAAGGUGACAGAGAGGCGCCCUCUGCACACUGUGGUGCUGUCCCUGCCCGAGCACUUCGAGCCCGACAGACUGCUGAGUGACUAUAUUGAGAAGGAGGUGAAGUAUUUAGGUCAGUUAACGUCCAUACCAGGAUACCUGAAUCCUUCCAGUAGGACUGAAAUCCCGCAUUUCACAGACAAUGCGAGAGCCCACCAGCUCCCCGGACACCUGACCCAGGAGCAUGACGGUGUGAUCAGUCUGUCUGCCUACAACAUCAAGCUGGCUGGGAGGGACGGGGAGGACACCAUCCUCAGGGUCCCCAUCCAUGACAUUGCCACCGUGUCCUAUGUGCGAGAUGACGCCUCACACCUGGUGGUCCUGAAGACAGCCCAGGACCCCAGCAUCUCCCCCAGCCAGAGUUUGUGUGCAGAAAGUUCCUGAGGCCUCACCAUAGGCUCCCUGUCGGAGAGUGGAGUGGGGCCUGUGGAGGCAUGCUGCCUGGUGAUCCUGGCUGCGGAGAGCAAGGUCGCCGUGGAAGAGCUGUGCUGCCUGCUUGGCCAGGUCUUCCAGAUCGUGUACACGGAGUCCACUAUUGACUUCCUAGACAGAGCCAUAUUUGAUGGGGCCUCGACACCCACCCACCACCUAUCCCUUCACAGUGAUGACUCUUCCACAAAGGUGGACAUGAAGGAGCCAUAUGAGACGGAAGCCAGCACUUUCUCCUUCCCCGAGUGUGCACAUGCAGGCGGCGUCUCGCCCUUGUCCUUCUGCAUGCAGACGGCACCCCACGCCAAGACGGUCAGCGAGAGUGAGCUGAGCGCCACGGCUGCAGAGCUUCUGCAGGACUACAUGCUCACGCUGCGCACCAAGCUGUUGUCGCAGGACAUCCAGCAGUUUGCAGCGCUGCUGCACAAGUACUGUGACGGCGCCUCGGUGCACGAGUUCUGCAUCAACCUGCGGCAGCUCUAUGGGGACAGCCGCAAGUUCCUGCUGCUCGGUCUGCGGCCCUUCAUCCCUGAGAAAGACAGCCAGCACUUCGAGAACUUCUUGGAGACCACUGGGGUGAAGAAUGGCCGUGGGAUCAUCAUGGACAGCUUUGGCAGGUACCGCCGGGCCACGAGCUCCACCUCCGCCUCCACCUCCAAAGGGAACAGGGCCAUGGGCAGCUCUGACGACCAGUCCGCGCCCUCGAAGGGGAACGAGUGGGACCGCAUGAUUUCGGACAUCAGCAAUGACAUCAAGGCGCUGGGCUGCAGCAUGGAUCAGGACUCGGCCUGA